AUGUCUUUUGCAGCAAUCCCAUUUGCGUUCCCCCCAGAAGUUGCUAUCACUCACGUAGGGCCAGUUGCAGCCUCAGUGACGCGAUCAUUCUCGCCUCAGACGAUACGGGAAGAGUUAGGCUGCCUGUGCAGCUCCUUCAUCGCCAAGCACAUACCUGCCUUGGGUUACAACUCCAUUCAACCAGAGAGGACACAAGCAUUGUAUUAUCCCUCGUGGUGCGUUGAUGCAGAAGCAGAGGCUAAGGCCUGGUUUUCUUCCGACCCGGACGUCCCACCUGAGGUCGUCACCGUGCAUUUUCAACAUGCAGAAUUGCCGGGCAAUGGCACGGAGCUUGCUCGCGUAUCCCUUCGAGACGAGACCAUUACCUACAGAGAUACAGAGCCAUUUGUUCCUACCCUUGCAAAUCAACACGGUUCUGAAAUCCUUUGCCUCCCAUUCAACAUCAAUCCACUGGAGCUACUCAGUAGAGCACGUGACAUUUCUUUUGGCGCGACCAAGGUCGACGAUGAUUUCCGCUUUGACCCUCGAUCGAUAAAGUUUAAUUUGGUGGCAGCUUACCCCGUUUUGAUUCCAGUGUACGUUCUACAAUAUGCACCUCAAGGCCCGUAUUCUCGUGUAACGGUUGUUGUAGAGGCAUAUGCAGACCCGGUGAGAUCCAUUGCACAGCCGCACAUUUUCACCUUUUCCAACCUACAGUUGACAUACAAGGGACGAUACUACGUUCACUUCGUUAACAGUCCUGGCUUGAAAAAACUUCCAGCCCAAGACUUCUUCGAUGAAGAGGACUUUAUUGCUAUGGGCGUCUCGGGCAGUAAAUGCCGCUUUUCGCCAUGCAUCAUCUCGCCCCGAAGUCGCCCAAGCGCUUCCGAAGAUUUGUGCGCAUGGAUGUCUAACUUCUUCGAGAACAGAGAUGCUCCGCUGCGAUUGACAAGUAAACAAUCUAUCGAUAUGGACGAUUGCAGAGUUCGUGAGUGGACAGAAGAGGAGGUUUCGCCUGUCCAUGAGUGGAUGCAACUGGGGAAAGAUCUAGUUCGAAUCAGGGGUAUGAUAAAGACCAUUUCUACUGUCAACGUAGACCAAAUCAAGGUGUUCGAGUUUCCACCGCGGAUGAACACCGAUCCCAAAAAGGUCGCAGCAGGCUUGCAGGGGUUCUUCAAAGCAGAAGGAGAGAGGCUACGUAAACUUGAAGAAACUCGCGCGGCGCGGACUCCUGCAUGGUGGCGGCAGUGGCAAGACAGCCAAAAACCCACCUGA
Molecule: messenger RNA, 1254 nt
Organism: Pisolithus orientalis
Lineage: Eukaryota; Fungi; Basidiomycota; Agaricomycetes; Boletales; Pisolithaceae
Exons: 6
Coding region: 1-1254 (417 amino acids)
Source: RefSeq, a predicted model, not a curated record